Molecule: messenger RNA, 3695 nt
Organism: Chelmon rostratus (copperband butterflyfish)
Lineage: Eukaryota; Metazoa; Chordata; Actinopteri; Chaetodontiformes; Chaetodontidae
Product: CCN family member 1
Exons: 5
Coding region: 138-1328 (396 amino acids)
Biological process (GO): signal transduction
Cellular component (GO): extracellular region
Molecular function (GO): protein binding
Source: RefSeq, a predicted model, not a curated record
GUUUGAGGACCGUCGCGCAUGUCGGAUUUAAGCCUUGUGGACAAAAGCUAUUGUUUCUGAGCCGGUGUUGGAUUUAUUUUCCUGUGACAUAAGUUGCUGUUUUUUUUAACGGUUUCUCGUCUUCUGUGUGUAUCAGCAUGGGGAUACUGCUGUUAUUUGCAGUCUUGCAAGCGGUGACAGUCGGCUUGGUGACUGCUGGCUGCCCGGUGGUGUGUGAGUGUCCGGCGGGGCCUCCAGCCUGCCCCCCGGGGGUCAGCUCAGUCCCGGACGGCUGCGGCUGCUGCAAGGUGUGUGCCGCUCAGCUCAACCAGGAUUGCCACGAAGGACGGCCCUGCGACCACCACAAAGGCCUGGAGUGCAACUAUGGCAACGAUGUGGGCCGUACCCAUGGCAUCUGCAGGGCGAAGGCAGAGGGCCGCUCGUGCGAAUACAACGGGAGGAUUUAUCAAAACGGUGAGAAUUUCCGUGCCGGUUGCAAGCACCAGUGCACCUGUAUCGAUGGAGCGGUGGGCUGCGUGCCCCUGUGCCCCAGCCACGUGCCCUUGGCGUCUCCUUCCUGUCCGGCCCCGCAGCUGGUCAAGGUGCCAGGCCAGUGCUGCCUCAGCGUCGACUGCCACAAGGGAACCACCGUCGUGCCCCCAAUGCACCGCAGACCCCAACCUCCGGCCUACCCGCCGUACCCCUUCAUCCCCUACCCGGCCUACCCUUACCCGAAGCCUUAUCCGAAACCAUACCGGAAACUGUACCCCUACAAACCCAAAAAGGACAAGGACACCCUGGGCAACGAGCUGGUGGAGGUGGGGCGCAAGUGGGACAAGCCCCGUGGAAACAAGCACCUGGCAGCCUGGAGGCAGGUGGGAGAUCAGUGCGUGGUUCAGACUACUUCCUGGUCCCAGUGUUCUCGGAGCUGCGGGAUGGGUGUCUCCUCUCGUGUUACCAAUGACAAUGCCCGGUGUAAGCUGAUCAAGGAGACGCGCCUGUGCAACAUUCGGCCCUGCAGCUCCAUGUCUGUCCCUGUCAAGAAAGGAAGGAAGUGCUCUCGUACCCAUAAGGCCCCUGAGCCACAUCGUCUGUCCUACGCCGGCUGCAGGAGCACUCGCCUGUACAGGCCCAACUACUGUGGUGUAUGCAGGGAUGGCCGUUGCUGUUCGCCUCGCCGUACACGUACGGCCAGCGUGACCUUCGCCUGCCCCGACGGCGAACGCUUCAACAGGUCCGUGAUGUUCAUCCAGUCCUGCAAGUGCAGCGACGAGUGCAACCAUCUCAACGAGGCCGCCAUGCCUCCACAGCGAUGGCUCUACGGAGACACACACAAGUUCAUCGACUAGUGGUGUCACCCCCCUCCCCCAACCUACAUUCCCUCACAAAAAAAGACAUUUACUCCCCCAUAGUGAGCCCCAUUAUAGAAUAGCUGUCCUUAGUGUAUCUAUGAAUAGACGCAAGCGAGGUGCACACGUCAAAACAUCUGUUCUGGAAGAUUAUUUGGGGAGGAGUGGGGAGAAAAAGGAUGAAUCAGAUGGGCGCAUCUCCAACUUGGAAAGAGCAAAGUGACCAGCCCCUGCUUUAGUGUAGAUAUAAAGUUGAUUUUGACACCAUCUUUAUGGAGAACAUGGAUGUAACCAGCCACCAUGCUGCCAUGCACCAAACGUCCCCUGAACUCUGAGACUUUUGUUGGGGACGCAGGAGCAAGAGCUGACAAACACAAAUGUACAGUAACUGUUGGUGUUACUUUUGUCGGUGGUGUGGACUCACAUCAGUUACUGAGGAGAAGGUCUGACUAACUGGUAGAAAGUUGGUCUGACAUUGUUUUGGAGCCAAGUAUGAAACCAUCUGGAAUCAUAUGUCUGUACACUCCAAUGACUUAGUAUUGAUAAACCAAAUGAAGACUCGCGGAGAAGACUUGGGAGCCGAGAGUGGGAUCGUGAUGGCAGAGGAUGGAGGAGCAUCUCAGAUGUUCUCACAGGAUCUGGCUCGUGUCUUUUUACGGUAUUUAUUCACUGGUAUUUAUUGUUGAGACAGACAUGAUGACACGGUGGCCUGCCACCAGGGGAGGCGGUGCUGCUAUGUUUGGAGCAUCGGCGUGGCUGAACGGGGAUCUGAGAGGAGCAAAACAGCUGAGAGCUGUCAGCCAUGAGAGGGAGAGGAGGACUCUCACAGAUCCGGGGCUUCAUCCCGGGGUCGCAUCAGAGGUCAUAGCGGUCAGAAAGCCAUAUCUAAUGAUGGAUGAUGAAGGCUACAGGAGGAGUUAUGUACUAGAAAAAGACAGAGUUGAACCUGAUGGGUUGAGGCCUUGAACGCAUUAGUGGGGAAUAUGUCAAAGGUUGUUUACACAGCUGGACUCAUCCCCUGCCUUGCCUCCACAAGAAACUGAGACAUUUAGCAAGCACCAGAAGAACAAGCCUGGGAUUCUGGCGCCAAGACGUCGAGCGCCUAAUUCUGUGCAAAUUACAAUCCUGACUCUGAGAGGCAGUGAGAGAAAAUCAGCCACUCUCGCUUGCUAUAAAAAUAAAAUUUGAAAACUGCGGGCACUGAGGUAAACAUGUAAUUUGUGACUGGCGGGUGGAAACGCUCUGGUGCCUGGUCUGGCCUGUGAUCGAGCAGCAUGCCAGCUCACUGAAACGAAACAAUAACUCAUGCUUCUUCAGGUUUAAGUGGUGUCUGUUCCUGAGAAAUGCAGUUGAAGGCUGUGUUGGCAGUCGGCAUCACUGUCAGGGGGACAGAGGGGCUUCGUGGCUCCACAGAGGACGUGCUGCCAGAGGUCAGUGAGAACCUCUGUCUAAGGACAUUCUGAAGGAGAGGAAUUCUGUAUUAUUCUACCAUUUUUGUGGCCAAAAUCCUUUACUGCGACUAAAGGGCCCAAGCAUGUUACUUGACUUGGACUUGGGUUAAAGUUCACGCACCUUACGACAGCCUUGAUUCAUGUCCUUUUAUCUCAUGCAAAGGUAAUAGAGGGAUUGACAGGUCAAUUCAAACUGAUUUUUUUUUAUCUUUACUGAAUACACAUUUAAAACAGGUGUUUCUAAACUAUUAGAAGCACCACCAUAUAUAUUUUCUCUUGUGCCAUAAGAUAGUGGCUUUGACGUGUUCUCAGUUUUCUGUGAAACUGGAAAAUAUUUGCAUUUUCUACCAUCUCUCGGCUACAGUCGGCUUUCUUAGUGAAGAAACUGCUGCCUCUAAGCCUAGGUGACUUUAAACUGGUUAUUUAAAAAAAAUGUAUUUGGUAUGCCAUGUUGCCAUUGCUAUUUGCCUAUGUAGAUGCUGUGGUUCUGGUACUGUAUGUCUAGUUUUGUUAAAGGACACUAUAGAGCAGCUAUGUACAGAUGCAUUGUUACCUUCUUUGUAGUUUUAUCUGCUGUAUAAGGGCCCAUCCUUCUUCCAGUUAUACUGAAGUAGUCCAUGUAUAGUUUAGCACUGAACGAGGCAGGGUUCAGAUCCUUUAAGCAUUGAGAUCUAAUUUGGAAGCAUGAUGAUUGCAUAUCUACUAGUGAACCUUAACACAAUCUGUAAUGAUAAAGCCAUGCUUUUUAAGAUUACAUAUUAAAAGAAACAUGUUCACAAAGAGCCUAUAAUGUUCAAUUUUCCGUGCUCCUCACAACUAUUUGUCUUGGAAACUGGCUGCCUAACACACAUUUGAUUUUAAGAGUUGGAAUGAGUUCAUCACUUCGCAUUUUUCAAUAAAGAAAUGUUCACUCCUA